UACUGUUUUUUUUGACGACGCGAUAAAAGUUUACUUAACCGAUACAAGGGAAAGCAAAUUGUAUUUGGAGUGUAGGCGUCAAAGGAGAAAAAUGGCGACUACAAUACCGAAUCUAAAGUUUAUUGUUAAUGUGAUAUUCUUAUUUUUGGUAACGCACACCCAUCCAUCUUUACCAAAUGAAUACAGCGGCCUUCUUUCGAACCUUUAUAAAAAGGCUUCCGACCAGAAUCGCCCAUUGAUUCUAGUUUUGGACAACAACGCAAAUCGUGGUCAAAACUCGAGAAGCCAAAACAACGACAGAUCGAAUAGAUAUGAAUCCAAUAGUAACAGAAAUAAUUAUAAAUCAAAUAACAAUCAGGAUAGGAAUGACGUCAGUUACGAAGAGACUCGUAACAACGAUGAAACUCCAUUCCUCUAUCUCCACCAAUUGUCGCAGCAGGCAAACGACAAAAUCUCACCAAUCAACAAACAGAAAUCCAACAACCACUACAACUCACGAAAUGACAGAAACAGCAACAAUCGGGGUAACAAUAGGGGGGACCGCCAUAGGGGAAGAAAUAAUAGGGGUCAGAAUGAAAGGGGCGCCUCCGAUUAUGAUAACAGAAAUAACAACAGAGGUGAUAACUAUAACAGAGGAAGCAACAGAGGCAACAGUGAAUCUAGGAGCAAUUACAGGGGCAAUUCCAAUAAUAGAGGCAAUUACAGGAGCAAUUAUAACAGAGGCAAUAAUAGGGGUAAUUAUAGGGCUAAUUCUGACAGGGGUAACUACAAGAGCAACAGAGGAUACUCUAAUAAUAGAGCUAGUUUCGUAAAUAAUCAUGAGUACACUGUUAAGAACUUGGGAGACAACAACAACAGGUUAGACAACAACGACAACAACAGGGGAGAUUACAACAACAACAACAGAGGAGACAACAACUACAAUAGAGGCUCCAACAGAGGCGACAAUGACUACGGAAACAACAACAACAACAAUAGAGCUAGCAGCAACAACAGAGGGGAUAACAACAACAAUAACAGGGGAGAUAACUACAACAGAGGAGACAACAACAACAAUAACAACAGGGUAGAUAACAACAAUAGGGGAGAUAACUACAAUAACAAUAACAACAGGGGAGAUAACUACAACAAUAAUAACAGGGGAGAUAACAACAACAACAACAGGGGAGAUAACUACAAUAACAACAGGGUAGAUAACAACAAUAGGGGAGAUAACAACAAUAGGGGAGAUAACUACAAUAACAAUAACAACAGGGGAGAUAACUACAACAGAGGAGACAACAACAACAAUAAUAACAGGGGAGAUAACAACAAUAGGGGAGAUAACAACAAUAACAACAGGGGAGAUAACAAUAACAGAGGAGAUAAUUACUAUGUCAGAGGCUCCAAUAGAGGAGACAACGACUACGGAAAUAAUAACAACAACAACAACAAUAGGGCUAGCAACAACAACAGGGGAUAUUACAACAACAGGUUAGAUAAUAACAAUAGGGGUGACAACAACAAUAACAGAGGAGACAACAACGACAGUGCUGACAACAACAACAGGGAAGACAAUAACAACAACAACAAUAGGGCUAGCAACAAUUACAACAACAGGGGAGACAACAACAACAACAGGGGAGACUACAACAACAACAAUAGGGGAGCUAACAAUAACAACAACUACAAUAGAGGCAAUAACAGAGGCAACAAUGAUUAUGACAACAAUAACAGGGGAAACUAUAACAACAACAAUAGGGGAGAUAAUAAUAACAGAUUAGACAACAAUAACAACAACUACAAUAGAGGUAACAAUGAUUACGGAAACAACAACAACAAUAAUAGGGCUAGCAACAACAACAAUUACAACAGGGGAAACAAUAACAACAGAGGACUCGUAAACUAUGUCAGAAACUCCAACAGAGGCGACAACAACUACGGAAACAACAACAACAGAGGAGAUAACAACAAUAACUACAACAACAGGGGAGACAGCAACAACAAUAACUACAAUAGAGGUGAUAACGAUUACAGCAACAACAACAACAGGGGAGAUAAUAAUAACAACAACAAUUACAGCAAUAGGGCCAACAACAAUAACAACAACAGGGGAGACAAUGACAACAACAACAGGGGAAAUAACAACAGCAAUAAUAACAGAUUAGACAACAACUACAAUAGAGGCGACAAUGACUACGGAAACAACAACAACAGAGCCAACAACAACAACAACAACAAUAAUUACAGCAAUCGGGCUAACAACAAUAACAACAACAGGGGAGACAAUGACAACAACAAUAACUACAAUAGAGGCUCCAAUUAUUACGGAAACAACAACAACAAUAAUAGGGGAGAUAACAACAACAACAACUACAACAACAAUAGAGCCAACAACAAUAACAACAACAGGGGAGACAAUGACAACAGUGCCGAAAACAAUAACAGGGUAGACAAUAACAACAGGGGUAACAACAACAACUACAACAGAGGCAACAAUGAUUACGGAAACAACAACAACAACAAUAGGGCUAGCAACAACAACUACAACAGGGGAAACAGUAACAACAGAGGACUCGUAAACUAUGUCAGAAACUCCAACAGAGGCGACAACAACUACGGAAACAACAACAACAACAACAGAGGAGACAACAAUUACGGAAACAACAACAACAGGGGUGACAACAAUAACAAUAACUAUAGCAAUAGGGCCAACAACAAUAACAACAGAGGAGACAACAACAACAACAACAAUAGGGGAGAUAACAAUAACUAUAACAACAGGGGAGACAACUACAACUACAAUAGAGGCGACAAUGACUACGGAAACAACAACAACAGAGGAGAUAACAACAACAACUACAACAAUAGGGCCAACAACAAUUACAACAACAGGGCAGACAAUGACAACAGUGCCGAAAACUAUAAUAGAGUAGACAAUAACAACAGAGGUAACAACAACGAUAACAACUCUAAUAGAGGAGACUACAACAACAACAACAGAGGAGAUAACAACAACAGAUUAGACAACAAUAACAAUAACUACAAUAGAGGCUCCAAUAGGGGAGACAAUGAUUACGGAAACAACAACAACAAUAACAGGGGAGAUAAUAACAACUACAACAACCGGGCCAACAACAAUAACUACAAUAAUCGGGCCAACAACAACAACAAUUACAACAGGGGAAACAAUAACAACAGGGGCCUCGUAAACUAUGUCAGAAACUCGAACAGAGGCGACAACAACUACGGAAACAAUAACAACAACAACAGAGAAGACAACAACAGCAACAACAGGGGAGACAACAGCAAUAACUACAAUAGAGGCUCCAAUGAUAACAAUAACAACUACAACUACAACAAUAGGGCCAACAACAACAACAACAGGGGAGACAAUGACAACAGUGCUGAAAGCAAUAACAGGGUAGACAAUAACAACAGGGGUAACAACAACAACUACAAUAGAGGCAACAACAGAGGAGAUAAUAACUAUGGAAACAAUAACAACAACAACAGGGGAGACAACAACAACAACAGGGGAGAUAACAAUAACAACAACAACUACAGCAAUAGGGCCAAUAACAACAACAACAGGGGAGACAAUGACAACAGUGCUGAAAACAAUAAUAGAGUAGACAAUAACAACAGGGGUAACAACAACAACUACAACAAUUAUAACAGAGGAGACAAUGAUAGGGCUAGCAACAACAACAAUAGGGGAGAUAACAACAACAACAACUACAAUAGAGGCAACAACAGAGGCAACAAUGACUAUAAUAACAAUAACAGGGGGGAUAACAACAACAGAGCUAACAACAAUAGGGGAGAUAACAAUAACAGAUUAAACAACAACAACAGGGGAAAUAAUUAUAAUAACUAUGUCAGAGGUUCCAACAGAGGAGACAACGACUACGGAAAUAAUAACAACAACAACAGAGGAGAUAACAACAACAACUACAGCAAUAGGGCCAAUAACAAUAACAACAACAGGGGAGACAACGACAACAACAACAGGGGAGAUAACAAUAACAAUAACAACAACUACAACAGAGGAGAUAACAACAACUACAAUAGAGGCUCCAAUUAUUACGGAAACAACAACAACAGAGGGGAUAACAACAACAACUACAGCAAUAGGGCCAAUAACAAUAACAACAACUACAAUAGAGGCUCCAACAGAGGAAACAAUGACUAUGAAAACAACAAUAGGGCCAACAACAACUACAACAACAGGGGAGACAGCAACAACAAUAACAACAACAACAGGGAAGACUACAAUAAUAGGGGAGAUAACAACAACUACAACAAUCGGGCCAACAAUAAUAACUACAACAAUCGGGCCAACAACAAUAACUACAACAAUCGGGCCAAUAACAACAACAAUUACAACAGGGGAAACAAUAAUAACAGAGGACUUGUAAACUAUGUCAGAAACUCCAACAGAGGCGACAACAACUACGGAAACAAUAACAACAACAACAGAGGAGACAAGAACAAUAACUACAACAACAGGGGAGACAACAACAACAAUAAUUACAAUAGAGGUGAUAACGACUACGAAAACAACAAUAACAGGGGAGAUAACAAUAACAACAACAACUAUAACAACAACAACUACAGCAAUAGGGCCAACAACAAUAACAACAGAGGAGACAACAACAACAACAGAGGCAACAAUGAUUACGGAAACAACAACAAUAGGGCUAACAACAAUUACUAUAACAGGGGUGACAACAACAACAACAACAACUACUACAACAAUAGGGCCAACAACGAUAACAACAACAGGGGAGACAAUGACAACAGUGCCGAAAACAAUAACAGGGUAGACAAUAACAACAGGGGUAACAACAACAACUACAAUAGAGGUGACAAUUAUUAUGGAAACAAUAACAAUAAUAAUAGGGGUGAUAACAACAAUUACAACAAUAGGGCGAACAACAACAACAACAGGGCUAGCAACAACCGAGGCGACUAUAACAGCAACAACAACAAUAGAGCUAACAACAACAAUAACAACAGGGGCCUCGUAAACUAUGUCAGAAACUCCAACAGAGGCGACAACAACUACGGUAGCAACAACAACAAUAACAGAGGAGAUAACAACAACAACUACAGGGGAGAUAACAACAACAAUAACUACAACAACAGGGCCAACAACAAUAACUACAACAGGGGAGACAAUGACAACAACAACAGGGGAGACGACAACAAUAACUACAAUAGAGGCUCCAAUGAUAACAAUAACAACUACUACUACAACAAUAGGGCCAACAACAACAACAGGGGAGACAAUGACAACAGUGCUGAAAACAAUAACAGGUUAGACAAUAACAACAGGGGUAACAACAACGACAACAACAAUUACAAUAGAGGCAACAACAGAGGAGAUAAUGACUAUGGAAGCAAUAACAACAACAAUAGGGGAGACAACAACAACAACAACAACAGAGGAGACAACAAUAAUAACAACUACAACAACCGGGGAGACAAUAACAACAGGUUAGACAACAACAACAACAACAAUAGGGGAGACAACAACAACCGAGGUGAUAACAACAACAACAACUACAACAACAGAGGAGACAAUAACAACAACUACAACAACAGGGGAGACAGCAACAACAGAGGUGACAACUACAACAACAGGUUAGACAACAAUAACAACAAUAGAGGUGAUAACAACAACAACAACAACAACUACAACAACAGAGGAGACAAUAAUAAUAGGUUAGAUAACAAUAACAACAACAACAGAGGAGACAACAAUAACAACAACAGAGGUGAUAACAACAACAACAACUACAACAACAGGGGAGACAAUAAUAAUGGUGAUAUCUUGAAAUCACCACUUGUGAAAACUCUUAUGGCAAUAUCUAAUGAUUUGAGACAGGGCUAUGACUCGUGUGGUGAUGAAAUACCGACCACACCUAGUGAGGUUGAUGAUGAGGACAAUUGUGAGGACUCAGGAAACUCUUGUGAUGGUGAUGAUGAAGGCAACGGCAACCCUAGCACCAGAGGAGAACUUCAUUUAAAUGGGAAUAAUUACUAAACAUUAUUUUGGUCCGUUUAUUAUUAUAGAAUAUAUUGAUUGAGUAUUUUAA
Spodoptera frugiperda (fall armyworm) is the source of this 6083-nucleotide messenger RNA. RefSeq lists its product as uncharacterized. The transcript is spliced from 3 exons. The record is from RefSeq and is a predicted model, not a curated record. The coding region runs from base 92 to 6031 and encodes 1979 amino acids. NCBI's taxonomy places the organism in Eukaryota, Metazoa, Arthropoda, Insecta, Lepidoptera, Noctuidae.